ACACUUCCGGAAACGGAGAGCGUGGUCGGUUCCUUCCGGUUCGCCCAGAACCCCGGAGAGUCGGGCCGGUCGGCGGAAGUGAGCAUCCAGCAGCCAAUGGACCACUUAUCUCCCGGUUCCGGAAGCACGACCGACGUCUUCGCUUCGCAAACGUCCUACCGCAACCGCACGGGCUCGCGGCCGCUUCCGGAAUGCGCCGAGCGUCCUGCCGACGAGCUGCUCACCCACAGCGAGUACCUUGUACAGGUGAGGAGCAUACCCUACUUGCCCUACGUGGCCCACAAGCGACUGGUCACCAUAGUGCACACCCCGGUGAGGGGCUGGUACCACUCGGGCACCCUGGAACCCAUAAGAAUUCACUCCAGGCUCAGACCGAGCGUCCUCGCCGCGGAGCUCACCAGGAUACGCGACCUUCCGAGGCCCAGCAGCGUCUGCUACCUCGAGAAGUACCUUAACUCCAAGGACCACAUCUACUUCGAUGACGAAGCUCGUGAAAUUCGUGCUAAAGCGGACUCUCUUCUGCGUCGCAUCCACGUCUUCGUGCCCAGGCCUUCACCAAGUGACUUCCUGGAGGAAAUCGUCCCCGAGAGGAUGCGAAGCGACGACUACGUCCGGCGUCUUCUGGGUGCCCGGAAGAACCUGAAGAAAAGCGACGUGGAGACCCCGUAUUACUCCUCUCCGGAACAGCGACAUCUCGGCGGCGGAAAUCUCGCCUGCGUGAAAUACGUCGCGGGUAAGCCGCAGCCUCGCAGAAAACCGUACAUCACCGUCGCCGACCUGAGACCAGCCGACAUCAAGAGCGACGUCAAUCUCCUCAGCUAUUACAGCAAGAAUCGACAAGCGGCCGCCAAUGCCUGUGAGUAGAGGAAAGCAUCGAUU
Messenger RNA from Orussus abietinus, 879 nucleotides. RefSeq lists its product as uncharacterized. The coding region runs from base 97 to 864 and encodes 255 amino acids. The record is from RefSeq and is a predicted model, not a curated record. Lineage: Eukaryota; Metazoa; Arthropoda; Insecta; Hymenoptera; Orussidae. The transcript is spliced from 3 exons.